AUAAAAAUUAUAUCAUAUUAAAGCUUAGAUCUUCAGCUUUAUCAUGAUUUAAAAAUCAUUUGUGCCCAAACAGAAAUUAAGUGUGAAAACAACAACUUUUGUUGCAUGAAAAAAAAUAUUUUGUUUCAUGUUUUAGAUCAAAAGUUUUUCCUAUAUUACAACAUUCUUUUAAAAAUCCAAACACAUGACCUAAAAGAAUGAUUCUUCUUCUUUACAAAGAUACCAAAAACAUGAAACUUGGUCAAUAUUUAGAGCAGCAAUGGCCGAAUAAAAAGAGGUGUUUUGGUUCGCACCAAGCUCAUUAACUAUGCAAAAACCCUCUUGUCAUGAAUAUCACUUGGAUAAAAGAAGCUACUUUUUCAGGGCUUGCGGACUGACUGAAUACCAAAGUGCAUUUGAUUAUGAGAUCGCGAGGAGUGUUACAUUUUAGUUUGGUUUGCCGAAUGACGGAAAAGUUCAUGGUCGCCGGGAGCUGAGAGUGAAGGAGAAUACUAGCUUUCUAAACCAGAAAGACCGUGUGGUAUUACUUGAAGCCAGGACUCAAACAGAUACUUGGAUUUAUAGCCGGUGAAGAUUAUUUUUAAUGUGAUGUGAUAACUCCCAUGGAUUGACACCUCUCUCUCCUGCCGUCCUGCGUUCUUCCUCCGCUAAGGUCGGAGAUCAACGGCACCUGAAAGGAUGAUUUGAAAUCGACGCCACUCUAGUUAUAAGCACUUUUAUUUUUUAUCUUGAUGAUGAUGUUCAUAAUUAUCGUGCAGUAAAGUAACAUCAUUAAUUAAGCCUACGAAUUUCUCACUACUGAUGAUGGGGCCAGUGAACCGUUGAUUAGAAAAACAAUUUGCUUAAAUCGAUUAACUUGAUAACCAAGACCCAAUUUUGGAUCAAAUCGGACUUUCUCUACCUGCAUAAAAACAUAAACCAGAGUGUAUUAACUUGGUGAAUUGGUUGUUCGAAUGGUAUACGCCUCUUAACACAUUCUGGUGCGCAGAUCUGAUCGAACGGUCAACUUAUUUCAUUCCUUUUCCCCAUUGAAUUUCAAAAUGUAGUGUGGCACAAUCUUUCAUCAAUAAUUGACUGACUCAAUCUGACUUCAUAUUUCAUAAACAUAUCGACAGUGAUGGGAAAUUAACCUUUUGAGGCGACAGGUCAAAUUUUGCAAAGGUAUUGGCUCCGCUUCAAAAUGUUCCAAGCCCGCCUUUAAAUUGAGGAACGUGUCUUUGUUGGGCAAACGUAGAGGGCGCUGGUUUACAUCAUGGUUUCGACGACGUCAACUUCUAAUGCCGUGACGGCAAUGCUGGUUAAUGUGACACCCUCAAGCGAAGAAGGGGGUUACAUCUUCACUGACUACAACCAAAGAAUCGGGGUAGCAAGCUUAACAAUUCUUAUCAGUAUAUUCGGGCUUGUCGGAAACUCUCUUGUUUUAUUCGCUGUAUCACUCUCACGAAAGCUCCAGACCAAGGUCAAUGUAUUCGUGGUGAAUUUGUGUGUUGCCGACAGUAUCAUAUGUUGCGUCUUGCCUUUUAACGUCGUGGCGAUGUUGUCAAGAGAAGGAUGGCCGCUAUCUCCUCAUUUAUGUUCCGCUUCGGCUGGAUUCUUAUGGAUCGCUCUUGGUGCAGGAACCGUCACCCUCGCAUUAAUUGCGUUUAAUAGAUACUAUGUCAUCAAGAAAUAUGACUUUGAUACGGCCUAUACGUCGAAGAAAAUAGCAUUCAUGGUUGUUUUCUCAUGGAUGUAUCCCACCGUCUUGACCUUGAUUGCCACAAACGUCGGGUUGGGAAGACUGGGUUACUCAGAAAAGUACAAAGCAUGUCUGCAGGAUUCGACGCAUCCAUUAUCAGAGUACUUGAGCCUCUUAGCAGGAAUCACCGUCUUUGUACCAAGUCUUGUGGUCAUCAUCUUCUGCUACGUGAUGAUAUUCGUUCACGUCCGUAAGCACCAUCGUCACUUGAUACGUAUCUUUAUCAUCGGUGAUGGCAAUCGGAACGAGAGCUUCCACCAUUCUGAUGUGGAAAAUCCAGUGACGCCGCGAACUCCGGCCCAGCAUACCCACGUACAGUUCCAGUUUCCCCCGGAUUCGCCAAGGGCCACUGAUGAUCCCUCAGAUGUUAGGGAGAAUCUAUCAUCUUCAAGCCCUUCUCCUGAUACCGAUGGCUUGUCUAAUCCCAUAACACCUAUCCCGACGUCACCAUCUAGCCCGAUAGCGAAUGGUACCGUCGUUGAACCUGAGGAUGGAGGUAGGAAUCGCACCAAGUCUGUGUCAGAAGAACUAUCCCUCUCUGUUAGUCGACGCCAAGCGGACAUCACACGCAACGUCUUCUACGUGGUAUGUGCCUUUCUGAUCUGCCUGACACCUUACGGAAUCGCCAUUCUGCUGCCGAACAGUGAACCUGGCAUCCCGUGGGUGAUGCUUCUACUGCAGUUCAAUACGUGUGUCAAUCCGGUGAUAUACGCCCUCAAGCACCCGACCUUUCGGGACGUCAUCCCUCGUAUUCUAAGGUGUGACUUUAACAGUAUCCCAGCCAAGUCAGCAUGGUUGAAGAAACUGCUCGGUCUCAAUUAAAGUGGUUGGUUUUUUUUGUAUCAAAGGACGUUAGAAACUCAUGAUUUUACUCAGGUUAAAUCCCAGACUUUACAAAAAGUUUUAUCCCACAUUCCUGAUGAUGUAACAGAUAAUUUAUUGAAGUCCAUUUUGAAUAAUGUAUAGUCAUAUUAUACGUAUUUAUUAAUUUCAUAACAAUUUUUGCAUGUUUUUGCAUUUUUCACUACAUGAUCAAUAUAAUUUCAACCCGGUGUAUGACUUUGCAGCUGGCAUUUCAUUUAUGUUUGAUCUUUAGUCAUCCGAAGAUUAUCCAUUUGUAAGUGAAUACUGAGAGUUUAUGUGUUUUUUUAAUAUACGUUUUAAGAAAAGGAUAAAUGGGGAGAGAAAAAAAAUAUGUAACGAUAAAUACCUAGUAUCCUAUUGUAAUCUAAAACACAAGAAUCGAACUCUCAAAAUUUGCGAUACACCCUCUUCCUCAAUAUAGGAAUUGGCCCCCGCCCUUGUUUGCAGACCAAGCCAUGAUGUCGAAAAUGAUGGCAAAAUCCUACGUCACCCAUUUCAGAAAUCUUCCCAAGGAUACUCUAGAGGACGGGGAGGGGAUAAACGCGUUAAAAUGAUAUAUAUAUAUAUUUUUUUUUUUGGGGGGGGGGGUAUAUUGUAAUGGAAUUUAAUUUUGAAUGAUACUGUACAAAGUAAAAUAUUAAAGGCAUUCGUAUAUCUAACGUAACGCCUUGCAUAAAACUAUUCUUGCCGUCAUGAAAUUUAUUGUGAAAAUUAAUCUUCCAAGACAUUGACUGUAUAUUAAUUGUAUUCGACUAACAGUAUGUAAAUUAUUAACAGUAUUUUACGAAUUCUUUUGUAGUGCAUCAGUUAAUGUUUAGCAGUUAUAUACCAAGACAGCUAUGGUAUGUAUUCAUUCUGUAAUGUUAAGUUGUAUUGUGUCAUCUACAUGUAUAUCUUUCUUUUGUAAUUACAGUAUACAUUCAGAGAAGUAUUGUUUAUCCUUUUUCUUUGACGCUCGGUAGUCUGUAGGCUUUCUUCUUUUAAAAUAUAUAUUUACCAUGCCUAUCUACACUACAAUGCGUUCCGGAUUAUCAUAUCAAUAAUGGCCGGAUUCCAUAAAACAUUAUUUUCCCUUUCAAGUGAUAGGUCUGCAACCAUUUGUAAAGACAUACUUUGUUAUAAUGAUCUGGCAAAAAUAGUGAAAAUAAAGAUACAAAGAGACGUUUGUUCAUAGCGUCAAUAUCAGAUUUUCUUUCAGUUUAAUGGACUAGACUGGUUCUUUGUCAAAGAUUAAUUAGGUAUAAAUAUUUGUGGUUUGCUCUUGCACAGAGAGAUACAGAGCAUUAGACCAAAUAUGUUAAGAAAUAGGUUUCUGGGACCAGUUGCACACGGCUCUCGUUUACCUAAAAAUCAAAUGUAAGCCCUCAAUGGGCCGUUCUGAUUGGUUGAACAUUCCUUUCGUCGAUUCAUGUAACUGGCCCUAUAUAGAUUUUUACAUAACAUACGCCUAGUGUGAAUUUAACACAGAUUGCUAUGCACUUGACGUCGUAAAAAUAUACUGAUACACAUUGCCGCGAAGAGCAAAAUAAAUUACAUUUUAUAAUUUGGGCAGACAUAAAUGAAGUUGGUUUGAAAUCACUACGAUGAAAUCAUUAUUUAUUAAGGGAGUUGAGAAUCAUUUAAAACAUGCAUGGGUUUCUCAUUUUCAUCGGAAGUACAUGUACUUUUUAAUCAUGAUUAUGUUUUAUGUGUAUUCUCAAAAUAAAUCAAUUUGCCAGGUUAAAAGGCGAAAAUAAACACAAUGCCAAUAUACAGGUA
This is a messenger RNA of Lytechinus pictus (painted urchin), 4360 nucleotides long. Its product is annotated as muscarinic acetylcholine receptor M2-like. The coding region runs from base 1253 to 2560 and encodes 435 amino acids. Gene Ontology annotation, molecular function: G protein-coupled receptor activity. The transcript is spliced from 2 exons. The record is from RefSeq and is a predicted model, not a curated record. Gene Ontology annotation, biological process: G protein-coupled receptor signaling pathway. Lineage: Eukaryota; Metazoa; Echinodermata; Echinoidea; Temnopleuroida; Toxopneustidae. Gene Ontology annotation, cellular component: membrane.